UUGUCCGCACCAACAAAGCCACAUCACAAGCUUGUUGAGGACCAGGGACUAUGCCAGCUUCCCUGAUCAUAGAUGGUAUCCUUGAACAUGCUGCAAAAGAAGUCAUGAUGCAUCCAAUUCUUUUUAAAGAGAUAAAUUUGUAUGAAGAAGGCCAGACAGACUUAGAGGGUAUUACCCUAAAACAUUGCACCAUCAGAGAUUUGUGGCAGAGACUUAAACAAAUUGCUGAAGUCACUGAGAGGAUAAAACAAACAGAUCAAUUCAAUCAGAACAACAAAUGGCGUAAGCGAGGUAUCACCAUGUGUGCUGUUAAAUUCAGAAUUCUUUACUACCCUCCAGGCCAUGAGGCCAACGUUUCUGUGUUUGCUGAUGAUGGGACGGUCACUGUGAUGACCUCAGGAACAGAAAUGGGGCAAGGACUUUAUACAAAGGUCUCCCAAGCUGUUGCCAGGACACUGAAAGUCCCACUGAAUUACGUCAAAGUACGACCUCUGCAAAACAACACCAUACCCAACCCAAGCUUCACUGGAGCAAGCUUUGCCAGCGAAACAUGUGUCUCUGCAGCCAUCAAUGCUUGCAGAGAACUGAAUGAGAGACUUGAGCCAAUGAGGGCUAAGAUGCCAGAUUCUGAUUGGCCAACUUUACUCAAAAUGUGUCAUUUUAAUAACAUUGAUCUGGCAACUCGAGCUAAAUCUGACAAGAGAGAUGAUAUUUUUCAAUACCACACCUACUGUGCUGGUGUUGUUGAGACUGAGGUUGAUGUCCUAACAGGGGAAUACCAGGCCAAGAGAGUUGACAUAAUGGCUGAUUUUGGGGAGAGUAUCAACCCAACUGUUGACAUUGGUCAAGUAGAGGGAGCUUUUGUCAUGGGCCUUGGUGCAUAUUUGUCAGAGGACCUUCAUUUUGACAAGAAAACUGGCCAGGUCCUUAAUGAUGGCACAUGGGAAUACAAACCUCCCACAACAAAAGACAUCCCCAUAGACUGGAGGAUCCACUUCAUGCCUGACACACCCAACCCUGUUGGAGUCCUCAGUUCUAAAGCUGCGGGAGAACCUCCCAUUAGUCUGGCUGUUGGAGCUCUUCUUUCUAUCAAGAGUGGAGUGGAGGCAGUCAGAGAAGAGUUGACUGGUGAAAGAUCUUUUAUCCCUGUUGAGGCCCCAUACACAGUGGAGAAGGUCCAGCUUAGCUCUGGUAUCAACUUGGAACAUUUGCGACUCUAGCUGGAAAUUUCAUUUUCACAUCAAAUCUUGGAUUUCAAGGAAUUAGUAGAAAAACUGAGACAAAAUUUUCUUUUGUUAAGAUUACAGUUCAUUACAGCUUUCAUAUAAUCUCACUCAUAGUAUUUAUAUUGUUGUUUUUACUUUCAAACUGCAUCUUUUUGAUGGUUAGCCUAUAAAAACCAUAUAUUUUAUUUCCCAUAAUUUUA
Molecule: messenger RNA, 1426 nt
Organism: Physella acuta
Lineage: Eukaryota; Metazoa; Mollusca; Gastropoda; Physidae
Molecular function (GO): oxidoreductase activity; iron ion binding
Source: RefSeq, a predicted model, not a curated record